GCUCUUGCUUUAUUUUCCUAUAAUGCAUGGAGGUAUUGCUUUAUUACAGUUCACUGGAAAACUUUCAUUUGCAGUAUAUGCUCAAGUGUAACAGAGUAGGGCAUCUACAAGCUGGAGAAUGGCAUGUAAUUAGGGCAAAUUGGCUUACUGUGGCUGGUUUGGCUGAUGCUGUGGUCAUGAGGACAAUGGUUUUGUUUAAGGUGUGCUUUUUUGCAGAAGGCAGCAAUGAAGAAAUGGUAAAGUAGAACUAAAAAAAAAAAGUAAUCAAGCUAUAGAAGUUACUUAAUUUACUCCAGUUUGGUACUGUACUGUGAGGGUUGCUUUUGUGCGGCUGUAACAGUUUAAAUGUGACUUACUGUGGCUUGUAUAAAUUCAAGGGACUGUAUCAGUAUUAAAUCUUUCUUCUGUAUCAUGAUUUAUUUAGCUGGAAUGAGUCAUCUGGUUGUGUUUGAAGAGUUAUCUUCUGCCUGGUAGAGGGCAAGUACAAAGUUGGUUGUGUACAAAGGUGGUUUAUAAUUGUUGCUCUCUAAUCAGAAAUCAAAGCGAAUGUAAUUGCCAGGAGUCAAAGAUCAGAAUAAAAAUCUGCUACAGCACAUGCUUAAGGGACCCAAGCACUGCUCAAGACUAUAGAGAGCUUUCUCCAGAACUGGUUUGGGUCACCUGUGGCCAGCCUGAGAAAUGGCACUGUGACCUCAAUUGUUGCUUCCAGCUGUGUUUACAGAAUUUGAGGGUUGUAGAAGGGUGAGUUGUAGUUUAUACACCCAGUACUUGUGUGUAGGUUUUUGGGCAGCAUAGUGUCAGCAUUCUGUGGUGCUGUAUCCUUAACAUAAGAAACAAAUGCAUCUGAGGCAGCUUUCUGUCAUUUCUGUGCAUUCUACUGUACGCUUUCUUGCUUCGGUAUAAUUAUUUUUUUCAUUAUCUGUGAGUGCCAAACAUUCACAUAUUUCAACAGUGCGCCAUUUAAGAAGCAUAUGAGCACAAGAUCAGGUAAUCUUAUUUAAGUCUGUCAUGGGACAAUAGCACUGACAUUUCAAAGCUGUUGUUCUCUGAUCUAUAAUAAAAUAUUAGCUUCAAGUAAGGCAUUUGCUUCUUGUGCUGAUGGACUGGGUGCCAGAGGAGAAAGAAGGCACAAGACUGGAGAAUAGUUCAUGAAAUUCACAUUCAUUGCAUUUUCAGCUCUUCAGGUUCUGUAACCUUUACGGGAAACAACAAAAACCAAACACAGUGGAAACAAGCUGAGUGUUGGCAUGAGUUUGGUGCUGCAGUGGUGAAGAUAACUGAGGUAUUGACCAUACUGAGUCAAACUAGAAUUUCUGAAGCUGGUUUGUCUAAAGCUGUUAAUAGGCUCCUAGACAGGAAGGCCAGGCAUGUGGUGAUAGGGAAAGCUAGAUGAGUAGUCAGCUUCUUGGAGAUUAGUUUCUGACGUGGACUUUCUGAACUAGAGGAUGUGUUCCUACAUUUAGUGGCUGCUGAUGGUUUCUUCUUCCCUGGAUGCAUCUGGGCUUUUUCUGUGCGUUUAUGUAAACUUAAUGUACUCUGGCCUGGGAAUCAGUACAUGCUUCCUUGGCGUUGUUUUUGGUAUCUCCUUCUGUUUUGAGCCUUAGCACUUGUUAGUUAUCAUAUUAGAAGCAGCUAAAUGGCUGUCUCUUGUCGUUUUAGGAGUUUGAGCCUGUGUCAGUGACACUUGGAGCACCUUUAGCUGUCUUGUUGACAAUGCCUGCUUUCACAACGAAGGCAGCAAUUACAAGAGAAUAUUUGAUGCUGAGUCUAUGAGCGUUGUAUGCACUGAGCAUGUGACUGUUUCAGGCACAGUACAGUGGGUUUUUUUGUUUCUUCCUCUUUGUGCAAGUUUGAAAAAUGUCGAGAAGUCAGACCUGGCCUUUGUGGUUUGUAGAACGUUCCAAAGUGCUUUUCAAAGCCCGGAGCAGCAUUGGUUUCUUUUCUUGACAAACUUUGAGUAAUUUGCUAUCCACUACUGCAACUGUGAGAAUCUGUUUUAAGAUGAUAGUUUGACAGUGUCUGAAAUUUCAUAAUUAAUGAACAGAUCACUGUAUUGCUAGAGUAUGCAUUAGUCAUGUGUUAACACCAGGGGAAAAUAAGUUUGCUUCAUUGCUGAUUUAGUUAAGGAUACACUUUCCUGAGUGCUGUGUCCUCUUCUGAGGCCUACCAAGGUUUUGUCUUUGUCUAUGUAAUGAGCUGGGAGAGCAAAGGGCUUAGUAAUGUGAGCUCCAAGUAUAGACUGUAAUCCUUAAGUGAACUUGACGUAAUAUACAGAGCUGACCAAAAAUUUCUCCCCACCCAAAAAUGUUGAGUCCUAGUGGGCUGUUCCCUACUUCUGAAAAUGAACUACAUAAAAAAGAAAUUAACGUGUACCAGGGACUUGGUUUCUUAUGGAACCGGUGCAUUGUAAAGGAAUGCUCAGAAUUUUGUUUUGUUACUUUUCCGAGUUGAGUUCACAAAUUUGGCUGGUAGUUGAUUAAAAAAAAUCAUUAUGUUUUGCAAUGUAUUUCCUGUAGUUAUGUUUAACUGAAUACUGAAAAAAAACCCUGUUUCUUAGCAAGUGUACAAACUUCCAAACAGAUGCUUUUCAGAUUAGGUAAGGGCACAGUCAGUGCUUUUCCUCCUAUUCCAGCAGUUCCCAAAGGAUGGGACAUGAUCAGUUUUUGGAUCCUGGUUUUGUUUUUUUCCACUAUCAAAUGCCUCACACUGUGAUUCCAGAAGGUCACUUCUGAACUCAAGUGUUCAUUCUUCAUCCAAGUCCAGCCUCCUUGUACUUUAUCCAGAGUUCAUUCACACACGCACACACAUCCUGUGGAUAAAUUCUCCAAAGGCUGGGCAGCUUUAAAAAAAUAGGAAAGCCAUCUAUUGUGAGAUUUUCUUCUUUAUUUGUUAAGAACAGCCUGCGUGUCUGUUGUCUGAUUUCAUUUAAGGCCAUCAUUUGAUAUUAAAACAUGAAGAAAAACUUUUGAGUGACUGAUACAGAAAAUUGAAGUCAUUUGAGUAGAUGAAUCUGUCUGUAGAUUUGCCAGAGAAUAUAUUUUCAUUGAUCUUGGCUUGCCCUCCACCAGCUUGGUGCAUAGCAACUUCUCCCUGCCUCUGUUACUGAAGCAGUAAGUUCCUGACACCAAAGGGUCUUCGUAGACAUUUGUAGAGACCUUUCCAAAUAAGGCUUGGCUUUUCUCAGGCUGAAGGUUUUGUAACGGAUGUUGGAAGAUGUUAGCUGUGGAAACUGGGCUUGUGGAGGAGUGGUUAUCGGAGUUCAAGACGCUGCCAGAAGCAUCCAUAUCCAGCUAUGCUACAAACCUGAAAGACAAGAGUGCUCUGAUUUCAUCUCUUUACAGAGUAAUUCAGGAGCCACAAAGUGAACUUCUGGAGCCAGUCUGCCAUCAGCUCUUUGAGUUCUAUCGCAGCGGUGAGGAGCAAUUACUACGAUUCACACUGCAGUUUCUGCCUGAACUGAUGUGGUGCUACCUUGCUGUCUCAGCCAGCAGAGAUUUGCAGAGCAGUGGAUGUAUAGAAGCCCUUCUUCUAGGAGUGUAUAACUUGGAGAUAGUUGACAAAGAGGGACACAGCAAAGUGCUGAGUUUCACUAUUCCAUCUUUGUCCAAACCUUCAGUAUAUCAUGAACCUUCCAGCAUUGGCUCCAUGGCUCUUACUGAAGGAGCUUUAUCCCAGCAUGGUUUGUCCAGGGUGGUGUACAGUGGACCUCAUCCUCAGAGGGAGAUGCUGACAGCGCAGAACAGGUUUGAAGUGUUGACUUUCCUUCUGCUCUGCUACAAUGCUGCCUUAAGCUACAUGCCUGCAAUUUCUCUUCAGUCAUUGUGUCAAAUUUGCUCAAGAAUCUGUGUCUGCGGAUAUCCUCGCCAACAAGUGAGAAAGUAUAAGGGAGUAAACAGCAGGAUUCCAGUUUCAUCUGAAUUCAUGGUGCAAAUGCUAACAGGGAUUUAUUAUGCCUUUUAUAAUGGAGAAUGGGAUCUGGCUCGUAAAGCUAUGGAUGACAUUUUGUAUAGAGCACAGCUGGAACUGUAUCCAGAACCUCUGCUGGUUGCUAAUGCAAUAAAAGCUUCACUGCCUCAGGGUGCCAUGAAGUCUAGUAAAGAAGGUACAAAAUGCAUUCAGGUUGAAAUUACACCUACUUCAUCCAGGAUAUCAAGAAAUGCUGUGACUAGCAUGUCUAUCCGAGGGCACAGAUGGAAAAGACACGAACAAGCAGAGAAUGGAAAUACAGAUUUAGGAAUUGAAGAAGAACUGAUAGAAGUAUCUGAAACUGAUGAAGGGUUUUACUCUAGGGCUGCUUCUAGCACAAGUCAGUCUGCUUUAUCUAAUAGCAGCAACACGAGCAGUAAGAACCUUUUAGGGAAGAGCCAACGAAGAUCUGGAGGAAGCAAAGCUGCAGGAAGAGAAAAAGAAGGAGAAACCUGUAGAGAACACUUGUCACGAAAGCAAACUCAGAGAGCCCUGAGUGAGAACCUAGAGCUUGUCUCUUUGAAGAGACUGACUCUGACAACAAGCCAGUCCCUGCCUAAACCUGGUAGCCAUAGUUUGGCCAGAACUACCACGACUGUGUUUAGUAAAUCCUUUGAACAGGUCAGUGGUGUCACAGUUGUGAAUAAUCGUGGAGGUGUAUCUGGUACAGAGGCAAACAGGUUCUCAGCUUGCAGUCUCCAGGAGGAGAAACUUAUCUAUGGAACAGAAAGAACAGACCUCCCAGCAUUAAGCAAACAACCUAAUCAACAGCGACCUCCUAGUAUUAGCAUAACUUUGUCAACAGAUUGAUAUCAUUACAUUGGCAAAAUGAAAUAUGGGGUUUUAUGCAGAUAUUGGUACUGUACCUUAAGCUCCUAGUUUGUCCUGUGUUACUUUCUUAAAUCUCAAACCUGUAAAUUCUUAUUCUGCUCACGUUUGACAGUAGUGGUAAAUAGAGUUCUAAUUAUUCUGCGUCAGCUUCUGAUAGGUUGGAAAGUUCCUCUCUGACAUCCUGCGUUUAUCAACCAAUUGUUUAUGACUUCAUGCAGUUUGCAUCUUUACCAAAUUAACAAAUAUUGUUUGUUUAGCUACUGACCAAGAUGUCUGGCUUUUUACAGACGCACUAUAUGGGGACAGAGAGAUCCUCUAUCCCAGAUUCUACUAUUCACUACUACGUUGCAUACAUAAAACUGCAAGUAUCUCUUUUAAGAGGAGCCUUGCAGCAUGAGUAUAAUAUUUUGGAAUGGCACUGUAAGAAUACAAGUGCUCUUCUGUGAGUUAUGAGGAAGGUAUACUUACAUGUGAGGUUAAAACUAGAAGCAUCAGUUAGUGUUUGAUGUAAUGGUGGUUUUUGUCAGUAUACACUGCAGUGUUCAUGUUUCUGUACGCCUACAAGUAUCUGAGGUAAAGAUGCAUUUUGUUUUAUAUAUGAAUCUUUGAAACUGGGCCAAAUGUCACGUGGUAGCAGUACUUGUGGAUGGCAGUUCUUAUCACCGACUCUAAUAGUCACUUUUCAGACAAGUGUGACUGACUCUGUAUUCCUUUCAGUUUCUUAAAUGUUGGGCACAAAACUUCUCAUGGAAAAGUUGCUGUCACUGGUAUUUGCAUUAUUUAUGAGGAGGAAGAGAUGUGCUUAUGUAGAGGUAUUGUGUGGAAAAUAAGGUAUGAACCCUUUGCACUGAAUCAAACAAUUCAGGAGUGUAACUGCAUUUACCAUGAACUUGUUACUUGAGACUAAUAGUACCAAAGGAUGUGUACUUUCUGAAACUUGCAAGCACAAAGGGAAAUUACAAUGUAAAUAUAACUAGCAAUGUAAUUGCUAGUGUUUUGUAUCUAUUAUUUUUCUAGUUAGAAAUUGUCAAAGUGUAACAUGUUCUAAGUUACCUGACCUGUAUGGUGACCUUGUUUGAUACCAAUUUUUAUAAGCUUCAGGCUUUAAUUAAAAACAAACAUUAAAAUGGUUUACGUGGAAAUUUGGAGAAGCAAAAAAUCAGUGGCAGUGAUGAUCUGAUAGACAGCAAAUCCUGGUGCGUGGUGUGGAAUCGGGGUGAGGAUCUAAUGGCUGCUAAUUCCCAGCAGUCCUGAUUUCUGCAGCUAGUGAUCCUUUGUGUCAAGGACGUAGAAAGACCUCGGAACAGACCCGAGCACUAACGUGAAUGUUCUGGUAGACUUUCUGAUCUGCCUAGAGAUGAAUGUCGGUGUCCUUUUUUUAACUCAAACUGAAGCACAAGUAACAUUUAAGCAGCUAAUGUUAUUCAGGUUUGUAGGUGAUUAAUUAAGAGAUGAGAAGACGUAACUGAUAGGCGGUUAGUCGUAUGAUUCUACUUCUAAGACAGCAAACUAGUCGUGCACAUUUCAUGAUAUUCCUUCAACUUGUUGAAGUAGCUGCAGCAGUCCAAGGUGUUUGUCUUCAGCUGAGUCUGAGUGUAAAUGAAUGUACCAUGCUUUCUCAUGUUCUUCAGUUCGUUGAAUGACACUGUUUUGUUUUUGCAUUGUAGUAUUUCACCUUCUCACAGUGAAAUGUCUUUUGAAUUGUACAUGAAAAUUUACAUUCCUAUUGUACAAACUAUUGACUUGUUUAGUGUUUAAUACUUUGGCCAGUAAAAUAAACUGGUAGUUUUUGAAAUUA
Lagopus muta (rock ptarmigan) is the source of this 6595-nucleotide messenger RNA. RefSeq names its product family with sequence similarity 126 member A (gene HYCC1). Gene Ontology annotation, cellular component: plasma membrane. Bases 3214 to 4776 code for a protein of 520 amino acids. Gene Ontology annotation, biological process: phosphatidylinositol phosphate biosynthetic process; protein localization to plasma membrane. The record is from RefSeq and is a predicted model, not a curated record. The transcript has 12 exons. NCBI's taxonomy places the organism in Eukaryota, Metazoa, Chordata, Aves, Galliformes, Phasianidae.